UGCUCUCUUCAUCUUUGCUUCCUAGUCUCCUCACAACACUUCGAUGCUGCUUCGAUCUGUGCCCUUCUCACCAAUCUUCUUGUGAUCAUCAACACACCCCAACCCCAUUUCAUGAUCUGGGUGGCUUCUUCUGGAGAGUAAAAAAAAUUGGAUUUUGACACAUUUCCAGUGCUUAAAAUGUUGCUUCUUUGAGGGGGAUUUAAUGGGUUGAAUUUCAAGAAUCAUGGGUAGCUUCAGCGAAGACGAAGAAUGUCGGUUUUUCGACGCUCAAGAGGAUGAUGUUGUGUCCAUUUCGGAUGCAAAAUCUGAUAGCGCUGAUGAAGGGGUAUCCAAUGCUUUUGAUUAUGAAGUGUGGAUUCGGAGCCCAAGGAGUGUGAGAGAGCGUAGGAUGAAGUUUAUGAAGAGCAUGGGACUUAGUAUGGAUGGUACUAACCUUGAAAAUUCAGUAGAUGUGUUUAGUGUUGAGCAGGAAGAGGUGAUGGAUAGAGUAAAAGAUAAUAGUAGUGGGGCUGUUUCCAGAACUUGUGGUUUUGAAGAAGAUUUCUGUUCAAGUCGAUCAUCUAUGUCUUGUUGGCCUAGUGUGAAUUCAUCAGAGGAGUUUGGUUUAGUGGAGAACUUGCCAUGUCAAGAUGGGAUUUUGGAGAAUGGAGUGGGGUGUAAUGUGGAUCAGGAGGGGCACCAGCAUAGGAAGAUGAGUGAUGGAAGAGAUCUGAAUUCAGAUCAGUUGGUGACUGCAGAGGAUUCUGAGAACGCCUCUGGUGUGUCUCCUUCUGUUCAAUGUUUGGUGGAUGAUAGGGGGGUUGAGGAGACUGAUGGUGAUGCUUCUGCUCGGAGGAGGAGGAGGAGCAGUGCUAGAAGGGGUUGGUUCAGAAGAUUGCGGUCGAUAACAUGUAUGAUUGAUCAAGGAGAAGGUAAUAUUGGGUUCUCAGGGUGUAGGCUUCAGAAAGUUAAGGUCCGUCAAUGCAGGAAGCAUAUGAAGGAACUUUCAGCUCUUUACAUGAGGCAAGAUAUCCAAGCACAUGAUGGUUCGAUUUUGACCAUGAAAUUCAGUCCUGAUGGGCAGUAUCUUGCCAGUGCCGGUGAAGAUGGGGUUGUGCGCUUGUGGCAAGUGGUUGAGGAGGAUAGAUGUGAUGAAAUUGACAUUCCAGAAAUUGACCCAUCCUGCAUUUACUUUAAAGUAAAUAAUCUCUCUGAAUUGACACCACUGUUGAUGGGUAAGGAAAAAAUUAGCAAACUGAAGAGCCUUAGAAAAACAUCAGAUUCAGCUUGCAUCGUUUUCCCACCUAAGGUCUUCCGGUUGUUGGAGAAACCAUUGCAUGAGUUCCGUGGGCAUAAAGGUGAAGUUUUGGAUCUCUCUUGGUCAAAGAAUAAUUAUCUUCUGUCAUCUUCAGUUGACAAUACUGUGCGUCUAUGGAAAGUGAAACAUGACCAUUGCUUGAAAGUUUUCUCACACAGUAAUUAUGUUACAUGCAUACAAUUCAAUCCAGUGGAUGAUAAUUAUUUCAUUAGUGGAUCUAUAGAUGGGAAAGUGCGCAUCUGGGCAAUUCCUGAUUGUCAUGUUGUUGAUUGGACUGAUAUCAGAGAUAUAGUGACUGCAGUAUGUUAUCGGCCUGAUGGGCAGGGAGGGAUUGUUGGCUCCUUGGCAGGCAAUUGUCGGUUUUAUAAUAUAUCAGAGAAUCUCCUGCAGUUAGAUUCCCAAGUAUCCUUAAUUAGUAAAAAGAAACUUCCUGCCAGAGGGAUAACUGCUUUUCAGUUUCUUCCGCAAGAUUUUAACAAAGUUAUGGUUACUUGUGCUGAUUCACAAGUCAGAAUCCUUGAUGGGCUUAAUGUGAUUGGCAAAUACAAAAGCCUUAGCACAGGGAGCCCUAUGUGUGCAUCAUUUACUUCUGAUGGGAAACAUAUUUUAUCAGCAUGUGAAGACUCUAAUGUAUAUCUAUGGAACGUUAGUCAGGAAGAGUCUAAUCCCAUGAAAGCUAAUAAGAUUAGGUCUUGUGAGCGUUUUUUCUCAAAUGCAUCCGUUGCAGUACCCUGGCAUGGUUUGAAAUCUCAAAAUACUGAAAAUGAACACCAAUUGGACGUCUUGGGUAAAGGAUCACCUCAAGUUAUGUGUGUCAGUGCGCCUUCUUCUUUCACUCUGGGCCAAGAAUUUUUCUUGGAGUCUUUUCCCAAGGGAUCUGCAACAUGGCCUGAGGAGAAGCUUCCUGUUUCAAGCUCCAAGGCUAAAACAUCCACGAUGAAUAAAUCUGAAUACAAGUUCUUGAAAUCUUCAUGCAAGAGUACCUCCCGUGCUCAUGCAUGGGGUAUGGUCAUUGUGACCGCAGGCUUGGAUGGGAGGAUAAAAUCAUUCCUUAAUUAUGGUUUACCUGUACCCGUUUGAGGUGAAGUGACUUUUCCUAUGUUGGAUGAUAGGGUCAAGAUUCAUUGCUUUGUUUGGGCAUGUUGUCCUUAGGAAAUUACAUGCUGCUAAUUUUCUUGGAGGCUUUAGAGCGAUGUUGACUUUGACAGCAUCAGUAACAAAGCUGGUUAAGGUCAAACCUUAAGCAGAAAUUGCAGUUUUGAUUAAUGAGGAACUUUGGCUUUUGGAGGGUGGCUAUUAUGGUUGUAAUGUAACUCUGCUGGAAAUUAGCAAGUGGCCAAGUUCUAGCUUGUCUUGGUGCCAAGCCUAAAUUUGCCUUUUGUUACACAAGAAUCUGCUGGCCCCUAAAAGAGAUGCAAAGUCAUGUGUUUGACAUUGGAAGAGGGCCUAUGUGAUAUUAUUUUGAUAUGCUGUGGGAUUGUGGGACCUUAGUAAACCUUCUAGUUUGCUAAGAUAAGGGAGGUAGAUUCAUGAGCUUUUGUGGCUGAAGUUUUACUUUAAUCAAAAUGUUGAGGGUGUUCAUGAUUUCAUUAUUGGCAGGGCUAACUAAAUGAAUCUCUCUGUCUGCCAAUCUUGCCGUCCAUCUCAUGGUAGGGCUGCUUGUGCCUGUGGUUAAUACUUGCAAGUGUGGUGAUCAUGUGUGUGGCGGUCAUUUCUGCUUGAAUUGGUGCUUUUUAGCUGCAAUCAUACAUACAGUACCCGCAACAAUCUGACUGUGCUGCAAUGCUGACAAAAUAUCAUCACUAACAAUAUAUGGUCUCAGUUUUUGGAUGACAUCACUCUUGAUUAGUUGAGUUACAAGUAUCUUAUCCUUUCUAAUUUAAUUUAGUAGUAUUUUCAUCUUGGUGAUGGCAGAUAUGUAAAUUUCAUAUUUGCUUAUGUAAGUAAAAGUUUUUUUAGCUUGGCCUAUGGUUGAUAGAAAAUAGAAGUAAACAGA
Gastrolobium bilobum is the source of this 3293-nucleotide messenger RNA. RefSeq lists its product as uncharacterized. The transcript has 8 exons. The record is from RefSeq and is a predicted model, not a curated record. NCBI's taxonomy places the organism in Eukaryota, Viridiplantae, Streptophyta, Magnoliopsida, Fabales, Fabaceae. The coding region runs from base 224 to 2377 and encodes 717 amino acids. Gene Ontology annotation, molecular function: protein binding.